AUGCAUUAUGAGGUUCGAACUGGAAAUUACAGACAGCUGUUUCACCCAGAGCAGCUGAUAACUGGGAACGAGGACGCCGCCAAAAUUAAGUUAACGUUAUGCCAUUACACCAUUGGCAAGGAAAUCGUAGACCUAGUAACGUUACUUGACCGCGUACGCAAACUGUGCGAUCAGUGCACUGGACUACAAGGAUUCCUCAUCUUCCACAGCUUUGGCGGGGGAACUGGAUCGGGUUUUGCUUCAUUGUUGAUGGAGAGGUUGUCCGUUGACUAUGGCAAGAAGGCCAAGCUUGAGUUUGCCGUUUACCCUGCACCGCAGGAAUAUUUUUAACCUUUCGUUUCCACUGCAGUGGUUGAGCCCUCCAUUCUAACCACAAACACCACCUUAGAGCACUCAGACUGCGCUUUCAUGGUGGACAACGAAGCUAUCCAUGAUAUCUGCGGCCGUAACCUGGACAUAGAGAGGCCCACGUACACCAACCUCAACCGUCUCAUCAGCCAGAUCAUGUCAUCCAUCACUGCCUCCCUGCGCUUCGACGGAGCUCUCAACGUCGACCUGACAGAGCUCCAAACCAACCUGGUGCCGUACCCUCGCAUCCACUUUCCCCUGGUCACGUACGCCCCCGUGAUCUCCGCCGAGAAGGCAUACCACGAGCAGCUGUCCGUCGUGGAAAUCACCAACGCUUGCUUUGAGCCGGCCAAUCAGAUGGUGAAGUGUGACCCCCGGCACGGGAAGUAGUAUGCUGUACCGUGGAGACGUAGUGCUAAUGCCGCCAUUGGAAGAAUAAAGACCAAGAGGACCAUUCAGUUUAUGGACUGGUGUCCCACAGGGUUCAAGGUCGGCAUCAACUAUCAGCCGCCAACUGUAGUUCCAGGAGGUGAUCUGGCCAAAGUUCAAAGGGCAGUCUGUAUGUUGAGCAACACCACAGCCAUCGCAGAGGCCUGGGCCCGUCUGGAUCACAGGUUUGAUCUAACGUACGCGAAGAGAGCCUUCGUGCACAGGUACGUUGGAGAAGGAAUGGAGGAGGGCGAGUUUGCGGUGGGCCGUGAGGAUUAAUGUGAUUUUACUCUUCAUUUUCUGAACAUAGCAAGAAAAAAAAUUGACAUCCGACUUUUGUUAGUGUUUUAGAUUUAUUAAUCAGCAUAAAAAAAAUCUAGUCACCAAUAACCACUAAUCCAAACAGCUACAAUGUACAGUACUUUACAUAAGGAGUGUUACAGGUUACCACACUAUAGAUAAAACAGUUCAAAAGGGUUCUGCACCAUUAACUGUCUUCAGAAACAGAAAGUUGUAGAUGGCUUCGGAGAUCCAUCAAAGCACAGCGACGGUGUGAUUAAAUGCGUUCUUCGUUAAACAUCACUUGUUUGUUCUGUUGCAAGGCACAUUUUGAUUUCUUUUAGCUGUACUUACAUCAGCGUAAGCGACUUAACUCUCUAACGUUACAGACUUGCAUUGCAUAAUAACAUCCUUCGUAGAAAAUGUGCAACCCAGCAUGACAACUUUUACAUCAAAGUACCUGCA
This is a messenger RNA of Pimephales promelas (fathead minnow), 1521 nucleotides long. Lineage: Eukaryota; Metazoa; Chordata; Actinopteri; Cypriniformes; Leuciscidae. The record is from RefSeq and is a predicted model, not a curated record.